CACUCUAGUCAGCAUGGCAAAUUGUGGCUUAAUGUGUUUCUGAAGCCUGGAUAUCUUACAAACAGGAUGGUGAACUGGUUGGCAUGUGUGAUAGUGUGUAAUGUUCUGAUCGGUAGGAUUCAUCAAACAAGAGGUUGUGGUGGGACCUACAGGGGACAGUCAGGAACGAUUACAUCCCCAAACUACCAUUACACAUAUGCCAACUAUCUGUCCUGCACAUAUGUAAUUACCCCCAGUAAGCUGAUCGGACUUAAAUUUGAAAAGUUCAACACAGAGUUCAAUUAUGACUAUGUGAAGGUGUACGAUGUCUCCAACAAGCUGCUGGUAUCUCUGUCUGGUUCACACAAUGGCUACACCGUCCCGUCGUCCACCUACUACCGUGUGGAAUUUACAACAGAUAGGUCGAUAGGAUCUUCCGGCUUCAGAGCUGUAUGGAGAUCUGCUCCUACGAUAUCUGGUCUACCUUCCACAUACCGAGUGAACAAGUCAAGUAGAUUGCGGCUAGACUGUAGUUCCUACACACGGUCAGCUACAACACCUACAUACAGGUGGACGAACAGAUGGUUAACUGUUAGCACAGGGGCUGUACUCGACAUAGUCAACAUCAACAAGAAUCAAGCUGGACAGUACACCUGCACUGCCACGAACACAGUGGGGGCUGACUCAGCAACUGUCAAUGUGGUGGUACAAUAUUCACCUGAAAUAUCUGGCCUCCCAUCAACAUACCAAGUGAAUGAGUCAACUACUUUAAGACUGGACUGUAGUUCAUAUACAACACAUGGCUACCCUUCUGCAACAACCUACAAUUGGUCACAUGGAGGGUCAUCUGUCAGUAUAGGAGCUGUACUGACAAGAAGCAGCAUCAGUAGGAGUCAGAGAGGGGAAUACACCUGUACCGCCAGUAACACAGUAGGAUCAGACAUCGCCUCCGUCAACGUAACCAUACUAUAUUCACCUGCCAUAUCUGGCCUCCCAUCAACAUACCAAGUGACUGAGUCAGCUACUUUAAGACUGGACUGUAGUUCAUAUACAACACAUGGCUACCCUUCUGCAACAACCUACAGUUGGUCACAUGGAGGGUCAACUGUCAGUAGAAGAGCUGUACUGACAAGAAGCAGCAUCAGUAGGAGUCAGGGAGGGGCGUACACCUGUACUGCCAGAAACACAGUAGGAUCAGACUCUGCCUCCGUCAACGUAGACGUAAGAUAUUCACCUGAAAUAUCUGGCCUCCCAUCCACGUACCAAGUGAAUGAGUCAGCUACUUUAAGACUGGACUGUAGUUCAUAUACAAGACAGGGCAACCCACAAGCAGCAACCUACAGUUGGUCACAUGGAGGGUCAUCUGUCGGUAGAGGAGCUGUACUGACAAGAAGCAGCAUCAGUAGGAGUCAGGGAGGGGCGUACACCUGUACUGUCAGAAACACAGUAGGAUCAGACUCUGCCUCCGUCAACGUAACCAUACUAUAUUCACCUGCCAUAUCUGGCCUCCCAUCAACAUACCAAGUGACUGAGUCAGCUACUUUAAGACUGGACUGUAGUUCAUAUACAACACAUGGCUACCCUUCUGCAACAACCUACAGUUGGUCACAUGGAGGGUCAACUGUCAGUAGAAGAGCUGUACUGACAAGAAGCAGCAUCAGUAGGAGUCAGGGAGGGGCGUACACCUGUACUGCCAGAAACACAGUAGGAUCAGACUCUGCCUCCGUCAUCGUAGACGUAAGAUAUUCACCUGAAAUAUCUGGCCUCCCAUCCACGUACCAAGUGACUGAGUCAGCCACUUUAAGGCUGGACUGUAGUUCAUAUACAACACAGGGCAAUCCUUCUGCAACAUCCUACACUUGGUCACAUGGAGGGUCAACUGUCGGUAGAGGAGCUGUACUGACAAGAAGCAGCAUCAGUAGGAGUCAGGGAGGGGCGUACACCUGUACUGUCAGAAACACAGUAGGAUCGGACUCUGCCUCCGUCAACGUGACCAUACUAUAUUCACCUGAAAUAUCUGGCCUCCCAUCCACGUACCAAGUGAUUGAGUCAGCUACUUUAAGACUGGACUGUAGUUCAUAUACAACACAGGGCAACCCACAAGCAGCAACCUACAGUUGGUCACAUGGAGGGUCAUCUGUCGGUAGAAGAGCUGUACUGACAAGAAGCAGCAUCAGUAGGAGUCAGGGAGGGGCGUACACCUGUAUUGUCAGAAACACAGUAGGAUCAGACUCUGCCUCCGUCAACGUGACCAUACUAUAUUCACCUGCCAUAUCUGGCCUCCCAUCAACAUACCAAGUGACUGAGUCAGCUACUUUAACACUGGACUGUAGUUCAUAUACAACACAUGGCUACCCUUCUGCAACAACCUACAGUUGGUCACAUGGAGGGUCAUCUGUCGGGAGAGGAGCUGUACUGACAAGAAUCAGCAUCAGUAGGAGUCAGGGAGGGGAAUACACCUGUACUGCCAGUAACACAGUAGGAUCAGACAUCGCCUCCGUCAACGUAACAAUACUAUAUUCACCUGCCAUAUCUGGCCUCCCAUCCACGUACCAAGUGACUGAGUCAGCUACUUUAAGACUGGACUGUAGUUCACACACAACAAAUGGCAACCCAUCUGCAACAACCUACAGUUGGUCACAUGGAGGGUCAACUGUCAGUAGAGGAGCUGUACUGACAAGAAGCAGCAUCAGUAGAAGUCGGGGAGGGGCGUACACCUGUACUGCCAGAAACACAGUAGGAUCAGACUCUGCCUCCGUCAACGUAGACAUAAGAUAUUCACCUGAUAUAUCUGGCCUCCCAUCCACGUACCAAGUGACUGAGUCAGCCACUUUAAGACUGGACUGUAGUUCAUAUACAACACAUGGCAACCCUUCUGCAACAACCUACAGUUGGUCACGUGGAGGGUCAUCUGUCGGUAGAAGAGCUGUACUGACAAGAAGCAGCAUCAGUAGGAGUCAGGGAGGGGCGUACACCUGUACUGUCAGGAACACAGUAGGAUCAGACUCUGCCUCCGUCAACGUGACCAUACUAUAUUCACCUGACAUAUCUGGCCUCCCAUCCACGUACCAAGUGACUGAGUCAACUACUUUAAGACUGGACUGUAGUUCACACACAACAAAUGGCAACCCAUCUGCAACAACCUACAGUUGGUCACAUGGAGGGUCAUCUGUCGGUAGAAGAGCUGUACUGACAAGAAGCAGCAUCAGUAGGAGUCAGGGAGGGGCGUACACCUGUACUGCCAGAAACACAGUAGGAUCAGAAUCUGCCUCCGUCAACGUAGACGUAAGAUAUUCACCUGAAAUAUCUGGCCUCCCAUCCACGUACCAAGUGACUGAGUCAGCCACUUUAAGGCUGGACUGUAGUUCAUAUACAACACAGGGCAAUCCUUCUGCAACAUCCUACACUUGGUCACAUGGAGGGUCAACUGUCGGUAGAGGAGCUGUACUGACAAGAAGCAGCAUCAGUAGGAGUCAGGGAGGGGCGUACACCUGUACUGUCAGAAACACAGUAGGAUCGGACUCUGCCUCCGUCAACGUGACCAUACUAUAUUCACCUGAAAUAUCUGGCCUCCCAUCCACGUACCAAGUGAAUGAGUCAGCUACUUUAAGACUGGACUGUAGUUCAUAUACAAGACAGGGCAACCCACAAGCAGCAACCUACAGUUGGUCACAUGGAGGGUCAUCUGUCGGUAGAGGAGCUGUACUGACAAGAAGCAGCAUCAGUAGGAGUCAGGGAGGGGCGUACACCUGUACUGUCAGAAACACAGUAGGAUCAGACUCUGCCUCCGUCAACGUAACCAUACUAUAUUCACCUGAAAUAUCUGGCCUCCCAUCCACGUACCAAGUGAAUGAGUCAGCUACUUUAAGACUGGACUGUAGUUCAUAUACAAGACAGGGCAACCCACAAGCAGCAACCUACAGUUGGUCACAUGGAGGGUCAUCUGUCGGUAGAGGAGCUGUACUGACAAGAAGCAGCAUCAGUAGGAGUCAGGGAGGGGCGUACACCUGUACUGUCAGAAACACAGUAGGAUCAGACUCUGCCUCCGUCAACGUAACCAUACUAUAUUCACCUGAAAUAUCUGGCCUCCCAUCAACGUUCCAAGUGACUGAGUCAGCUACUUUAAGACUGGACUGUAGUUCAUAUACAACACAUGGCAACCCUUCUGCAACAACCUACAGUUGGUCACAUGGGGGGUCAUCUGUCGGUAGAAGAGCUGUACUGACAAGAAGCAGCAUCAGUAGGAGUCAGGGAGGGGCGUACACCUGUACUGUCAGAAACACUGUAGGAUCAGACUCUGCCUCCGUCAACGUGACCAUACUAUAUUCACCUGCCAUAUCUGGCCUCCCAUCAACAUACCAAGUGACUGAGUCAGCUACUUUAAGACUGGACUGUAGUUCAUAUACAACACAUGGCUACCCUUCUGCAACAACCUACAGUUGGUCACAUGGAGGGUCAACUGUCAGUAGAAGAGCUGUACUGACAAGAAGCAGCAUCAGUAGGAGUCAGGGAGGGGCGUACACCUGUACUGCCAGAAACACAGUAGGAUCAGAUUCUGCCUCCGUCAACGUAGACGUAAGAUAUUCACCUGAAAUAUCUGGCCUCCCAUCCACGUACCAAGUGAAUGAGUCAGCUACUUUAAGACUGGACUGUAGUUCAUAUACAAGACAGGGCAACCCACAAGCAGCAACCUACAGUUGGUCACAUGGAGGGUCAUCUGUCGGUAGAGGAGCUGUACUGACAAGAAGCAGCAUCAGUAGGAGUCAGGGAGGGGCGUACACCUGUACUGUCAGAAACACAGUAGGAUCAGACUCUGCCUCCGUCAACGUAACCAUACUAUAUUCACCUGAAAUAUCUGGCCUCCCAUCAACGUUCCAAGUGACUGAGUCAGCUACUUUAAGACUGGACUGUAGUUCAUAUACAACACAUGGCAACCCUUCUGCAACAACCUACAGUUGGUCACAUGGAGGGUCAUCUGUCGGUAGAAGAGCUGUACUGACAAGAAGCAGCAUCAGUAGGAGUCAGGGAGGGGCGUACACCUGUACUGUCAGAAACACAGUAGGAUCAGACUCUGCCUCCGUCAACGUGACCAUACUAUUUGUAGGUGGAGAGGAACCUACAAACCUACCUAUGAAUUCGUUCAUGCCUCGGCCCAGUCCAUUCGAGCAUGAUUCUGUUGACGUGAACACCAAGAGCUGCGAUGUCACCAAACAGAGCUGUGAGGAUUAGUGUCCAUUGAUGGAUUCUUCCUGGUUAUUUACAAUCAAUAUCAGCUGAAGACAGAUGCCUGCUUUGCCAUCUAUUCUGAACAACUAGUUUAAAUCCCAAGUACUUUACUGCUUUGUCUUUGGUGUAUUUUCUGUACGUUGUUGAUAUUUUAAGAUUGUGUUAAGGGCUCUCAUGCUGGUGAUGAUGUGUAUUGUUGACUGAAAGUAUAUAACGUGAUGGAGGGUGCUUUAUGAUAUAUUGUAGUAUAAGGGGUAGCUUGUGUCAUGAUACGUGUACGGGCAGUGUAUGGAGUAUAUAACGUGAUGGAGGGUGCUUUAUGAUAUAUUCUAGUAUAAGGGGUAACUUGUGUCAUGAUACGUGUACGGGCAGUGUAUGGAGUAUAUAACGUGAUGGAGGGUGCUGUAUUAUAUAUUGUAGUAUAAGGGGUAGCUUGUGUCAUGAUACGUGUACGGACAGUGUAUGGAGUAUAUAACGUGAUGGAGGGUGCUUUAUGAUAUAUUGUAGUAUAAGGGGUAACUUGUGUCAUGAUACGUGUACGGGAAUUGUAUGGAGUAUAUCAAGUGAUGGAAGGUGCUGUAUAAUAUAUUGUAGUAUAAGGGGGUAACUUGUGUCAUGAUACGUGUACGGGCAGUGUAUGGAGUAUAUCAAGUGAUGGCAGGUUCUGUAUAAUAUAUUGUAGUAUAAGGGGUAACUUGUGUCAUGAUACGUGUACGGGAAUUGUAUGGAGUAUAUCAAGUGAUGGAAGGUGCUGUAUAAUAAAUUGUAGUAUAAGGGGUAGCUUGUGUCAUGAUACGCGUACGGGCAGUGUAUGGAGUAUAUCAAGUGAUGGAAGGUGCUGUAUAAUAAAUUGAAGUAUAAGGGGUAACUUGUGUCAUGAUACGUGUACGGACAGUGUAUGGAGUAUAUCAAGUGAUGGAAGGUGCUGUAUUAUAUAUUGUAGUAUAAGGGUAACUUGUGUCAUGAUACGCGUACGGGCAGUGUAUGGAGUAUAUCAAGUGAUGGCAGGUUCUGUAUAAUAAAUUGUAGUAUAAGGGGUAACUUGUGUCAUGAUACGCGUACGGGCAGUGUAUGGAGUAUAUCAAGUGAUGGCAGGUUCUGUAUAACAUAUUGUAGUAUAAGGGGUAACUUGUGUCAUGAUACGCGUACGGGCAGUGUAUGGAGUAUAUCAAGUGAUGGCAGGUUCUGUAUAACAUAUUGUAGUAUAAGGGGUAACUUGUGUCAUGAUACGCGUACGGGCAGUGUAUGGAGUAUAUCAAGUGAUGGAAGGUGCUGUAUUAUAUAUUGUAGUAUAAGGGGUAACUUGUGUCAUGAUACGUGUACGGGCAGUGUAAGGAGUAUAUAACGUGAUGGAGGGUGCUUUAUAAUAUAUUCUAGUAUAAGGGGUAACUUGUGUCAUGAUACGUGUACGGGCAGUGUAUGGAGUAUAUCAAGUGAUGGAAGGUGCUGUAUUAUAUAUUGUAGUAUAAGGGGUAACUUGUGUCAUGAUACGUGUACGGGCAGUGUAUAGAGUAUAUCAAAUGAUGGCAGGUGCUGUAUUAUUAUUGUAGUAUAAUGGGGUAACUUGUGUCAUGAUACGUGUACGGGCUGUGUAUGGAGUAUAUCAAGUGAUGGCAGGUUCUGUAUAAUAAAUUGUAGUAUAAGGGGUAACUUGUGUCAUGAUACGCGUACGGGCAGUGUAUGGAGUAUAUCAAGUGAUGGCAGGUUCUGUAUAAUAUAUUGUAGUAUAAGGGGUAACUUGUGUCAUGAUACGCGUACGGGCAGUGUAUGGAGUAUAUCAAGUGAUGGAAGGUGCUUUAUGAUAUAUUCUAGUAUAAGGGGUAGCUUGUGUCAUGAUACGCGUACGGGCAGUGUAUGGAGUAUAUCAAGUGAUGGAAGGUGCUGUAUAAUAUAUUGUAGUAUAAGGGGUAACUUGUGUCAUGAUACGUGUACGGGCAGUGUAUUGAGUAUAUCAAGUGAUGGCAGGUGCUGUAUAAUAAAUUGUAGUAUAAGGGGUAACUUGUGUCAUAAUACGCGUACGGGCAGUGUAUGGAGUAUAUCAAGUGAUGGCAGGUUCUGUAUAAUAUAUUGUAGUAUAAAGGGUAACUUGUGUCAUGAUACGCGUACGGGCAGUGUAUGGAGUAUAUCAAGUGAUGGCAGGUUCUGUAUAACAUAUUGUAGUAUAAGGGGUAACUUGUGUCAUGAUACGCGUACGGGCAGUGUAUGGAGUAUAUCAAGUGAUGGCAGGUUCUGUAUAACAUAUUGUAGUAUAAGGGGUAACUUGUGUCAUGAUACGCGUACGGACAGUGUAUGGAGUAUAUCAAGUGAUGGCAGGUUCUGUAUAACAUAUUGUAGUAUAAGGGGUAACUUGUGUCAUGAUACGCGUACGGGCAGUGUAUGGAGUAUAUCAAGUGAUGGCAGGUUCUGUAUAAUAAAUUGUAGUAUAAGGGGUAACUUGUGUCAUGAUACGCGUACGGGCAGUGUAUGGAGUAUAUCAAGUGAUGGAAGGUUAUGUGUAAUAUAUUGUAGUAUAAGGGGUAACUUGUGUCAUGAUACGCGUACGGGCAGUGUAUUGAAUUAAUUCUAAAUGAAUGAAAUACGAAUAUGUCGGACGAAGGGCGAUAGAAUAAAUGGGAGGACAGUCAGACCGUUAGGACAGUUGGAUUCAGUAAUGGAAUAUAGACGUGUGUUGAUUUCUAGCUAUUAAAUGGUCUAUAUAAUAACGUUUUAGAUGUCGGUUAUAUCAACUUAACACACGUGCAUGGUGAUCGAGUAUAAUAACUUUUCAUAAGUUUCACAUGUGCAUUUCAGUGGUUCUUGUUCCUAAGUGGUCCGCUAGAAAUGCUAUGCUCUUUUUGGUUCUGCAAAGACUUAACUAACAGUGCAUUCUUUUAAAAACAUCUCAUUAUUCGUAUUAUCUAACCCCUAAUACAUUCAGGAGUUUGUCCUUAAAACGGAAAUUACAUGAAAUGGAAGUGUCACGCUACAUAUGAAGGACACAAUUUCAAGUGGUCCUAUUUGUCAAAUCCCAAUUUGUCCAGCUCUGUUAUUCGAUUAUCUCAAUGAGCAACACAAUGUCAUUUUGUCUCUCCAAUCCAAAACACUUCUUCAGAAUGAUUUUCUAAUGAUUCAAAUGCUGACAUCAAUAUUUGUGUACAUCAAUGAACAUGAAACACAAAGAUGAACGUUUUCUUGCGGAGUGCAAUUGAUCCACAAAAAUGAAUAAAUUCCACCAAAUACAGUUAUCAUUUUUAUCUGUACAUGUUUCUCAUUUCGUCGCAUAAAUCGGACAGUUGAGUAUACGACCUUACCUCUGAAGGGCAUUGAGUCGAGAAUCAUACUUUCUCACAGACGUCAUAAGGACAAACAGUUACGGUCCGAGUGUGUUCAUUUCGUCAAACCAACGGAAGUGAUGAAGUCCAAACCAAAGGCAUUAAAACUGCAGAGUAACAACAGUCCGUAAAUCAGGACCUCGUGGAAUUGGUGACCAUGUUGAAUACAAACCAUACUUUGGUGGAAAAACAAGUCAGGUCAUGUACGGCAACUGCCUCUUUCUGUUUGUUAGAUUUGUAAUAACUUGUAAUGAAUAAAUUCCCUUGUGCUCAUUAUAAUUCCUGCAUUCUUAUGAGCUAAACUCA
This is a messenger RNA of Haliotis rufescens (red abalone), 8822 nucleotides long. Its product is annotated as hemicentin-1-like. The coding region runs from base 67 to 5208 and encodes 1713 amino acids. The transcript has 24 exons. Gene Ontology annotation, biological process: homophilic cell-cell adhesion. NCBI's taxonomy places the organism in Eukaryota, Metazoa, Mollusca, Gastropoda, Lepetellida, Haliotidae. Gene Ontology annotation, cellular component: plasma membrane. The record is from RefSeq and is a predicted model, not a curated record.